Molecule: messenger RNA, 375 nt
Organism: Funneliformis geosporum
Lineage: Eukaryota; Fungi; Glomeromycota; Glomeromycetes; Glomerales; Glomeraceae
Source: the annotation of a GenBank genome assembly
AUGACUCAUAUAAAUCUAGUUCAAGAAGAAGUGGUAUUCUCAGAAGAAGACUGGUUAAGAAUCCCCGAUGAUCUGUCUUGCGCUUUGUGCGACAAUAUUGAUCAUGUUACAAUAAAUCUUCAAAAGUUAAGAUUGUUGCAAUUGACAUUGUCGACUCCAGCGGAUAAUACAACAGAUCUAUUUACUCGAACUGAACUAAGUGAGCUUAAUCCUGAGGAAAUUAUGACCAUCGAGAACAUAGCUGUCAGCCAGUCUUAUUUUCAAACUUUUAUCAUAUCAAAGCUCGGUGAGGGGUUGAACCUGUUCAAUAUUUCUUUGUCAGCGGAAAUGAAAAAUGGAGAAAUUGCAACGGUUCAGCUUACUCGCCUAAUCUGA